Elgaria multicarinata webbii is the source of this 1379-nucleotide messenger RNA. RefSeq names its product DEP domain-containing mTOR-interacting protein-like. The coding region runs from base 126 to 1325 and encodes 399 amino acids. Gene Ontology annotation, molecular function: protein binding. The transcript is spliced from 9 exons. Gene Ontology annotation, biological process: negative regulation of protein kinase activity; negative regulation of TORC2 signaling; intracellular signal transduction. The record is from RefSeq and is a predicted model, not a curated record. NCBI's taxonomy places the organism in Eukaryota, Metazoa, Chordata, Lepidosauria, Squamata, Anguidae.
GCUGCACUCUAUGCAGAGAAGCAAAGAGGCGCACGGGAAGCCAUCCGUAGCUGCCAAGAAGCCUGCAAGGCACGGCUCCCUCCUUCCCCUCCCUGCGCCUGGGCUGCUCUUGCUGAUGGGACAGGAUGGAGAACAGCCUGAGCAGUGCCUUGAAGCAAAAAGCAACCGAGAGGCACCACAGAGCCGAGGUCAUGAUUGCAGGAGAGCAGCUGAGGCUUCGGCUCCAUGAUGGGAAGCUUAUUAAAGACAAGCGCUACCACCUCCGCACCUACCCCAAUUGCUUUGUGGCCAAGGAGCUCACCGAUUGGUUGAUUGACCACAAAGAAGCCCCCGACCGGGAAACGGGCAUCCGGCUGAUGCAGAAGCUCAUGGACCACUACAUCAUCCAUCAUGUUUGUGAUGAACAUUUUGACUACAAGGACGCCAAGCUGCUAUAUCGCUUUCGCAAGGACGACGGGACCUUCCCCCUCAACAAGGAUGUCAAGGUGUUCAUGAGGGGUCAGAGCCUCUAUGAGACACUGAUCAGCGUGGAAGACUCCAUCCUGAAAGUUAGAGAGGAGAACUCGGUGAAAUAUCAAAGGACCUUUCUGGGUUGUGAAAUGAUCGACUGGCUGGUCCAGGAAGGAGAGGCAGCAAACCGGAAGGAGGCUGUAGAACUCUGCCAGACUCUCCUGGAACAUGGGAUUAUCCAGCAUGUUGCUGUCCGGCACCAUUUCUAUGACAGUGACCUCCUCUAUCAGUUUCACAUCAACUUCCGUCGGAGGAGGCGUCUCACGGAGUUGCUCAAUGAGAACUCGCCCAGGGCUCUCUCGGACAGCCCCGACAGCCCCUUCUGCCUCCGCAAGCUCAACCCUGAGCAGAACAGUUCCAGCUUCCUGUCCGUCCAACCCAAUAAGGAAAUCAAGACUGUCUCAGCUGUUCGAAGGAGUAGUGUCACCUCGCUUGCUGGUGGACCCAAUUCAUAUUUCAAUUUCUCCCCAAGCUUGGGGUUCCUUCCAUCUGUUGAGUGCAACCCCAAAUCUGUCUUAAAGAGGCCUGUCACCAAUGAAGAGCUUCUGACCCCCGGGGCGCCGUAUCUCAAGAAAACACUAACGAUUGUGGGAGAUGCAGUUGGUUGGGGAUUUGUGGUCCGUGGAGGUCAGCCUUGCCACAUCCAGGCUGUGGAUCCUGGAGGACCAGCUGCUGCAGCUGGCAUGAAGGUAUGCCAGUUUGUGUAUUCUGUGAACGGGAUGUACGUUUUACAUUUGGACUAUCAGACGAUCAGCAGCCUCAUCAUGACGGGACCUCGGACGCUUGUCCUCGAAGUCAUGGAAGCCAUGGAAUGAAUGAAAAGGCACAUCCAUUGGUCUUGCUUCUCCACACGUCCACCAACAUUUUUC